Molecule: messenger RNA, 1878 nt
Organism: Plodia interpunctella (Indianmeal moth)
Lineage: Eukaryota; Metazoa; Arthropoda; Insecta; Lepidoptera; Pyralidae
Gene: B52
Product: B52
Exons: 11
Coding region: 160-1293 (377 amino acids)
Cellular component (GO): nucleus; cytoplasm
Molecular function (GO): mRNA binding
Source: RefSeq, a predicted model, not a curated record
GUCGAUAGGGCUUCGCUUGCCGUUGGAUUCUGAUUUUGAGGCAGGAACUCAAAAAUAGAUAAUAUUGACGCUUGUUAAUAAUUACUGUGCACGUUUCUGUGCACAGAAGUGAUUUAAGUAUCUUGACGUAGCGGGUUGGAGGAAAACUAGCAAUUUUUGAUGAAGAAAAUGGUGGGAUCCAGGGUGUAUGUUGGUGGUCUGCCCUUUGGGGUCAGAGACAGAGAUUUGGAGAAAUUCUUCAAAGGCUUCGGCAGGAUCAGAGAUAUUCUUAUCAAGAAUGGUUAUGGAUUUGUGGAGUUUGAAGACUACAGAGAUGCAGAUGAUGCAGUUUACGAGCUAAAUGGAAAAGAACUGCUUGGAGAAAGGGUGUCGGUGGAGCGGGCGCGGGGCAUGCCUCGGGGGUCGGACCGCUGGCGCUGCCGCGACCAGCCGCCGCCGCCGCCGCGACGCCCGCCGCCGAGACGCGACAACGCUGGGACAAAGAGCAGUGACUACAACUAUAGAUAUGGACCGCCGACGCGCACCGAGUAUCGACUUAUCGUCGAAAAUCUGUCUAGCCGCAUAAGCUGGCAGGACCUGAAGGAUUACAUGCGUCAGGCUGGGGAGGUUACCUAUGCUGACGCACACAAACAGCACAGAAAUGAGGGCGUGGUAGAAUUCGCGACGCACUCGGACAUGCGCGCGGCAAUCGAGAAGCUGGACGGCACGGAGCUGAACGGGCGCCGCAUCAAGCUGGUGGAGAACCGCCGCACGUCGCGCCGUCGCAGCCGCUCGUCCUCCUCCCGCAGUCGCUCGCGCUCGCGCUCCCGCGACCGCCGCCGCUCGAGAUCGCGCCGCUCGUCGCGCAGCCGGUCCAGGUCUAAGUCGCGCCCGAAGAGCAAGAGCCCCGCGGCCAAGUCGAGGUCCAGGUCGCGCUCAAAGGACCGCAGUCGCUCCAAAUCCCGAUCCCGGUCCGCCUCGCGUAGAUCCGACCGCCGGUCCGAAUCCCGCAAGUCUGCAGACAGGAACGGUCGCUCCUCCCGCUCCAAGUCAAAGUCAAAGUCCAGGUCGCCCAAAGCUGACUCCAAGGAAAGGUCCCGUUCGCGCAGCAAGGAGGCGUCGCCAAAGCGUGACGAAGAACGUCGCGCCAGCAAGUCGCGCUCUCGCUCCCGGUCCCGGUCCCGGUCCCGCGACCGCUCCGGCUCACGCGGCCGCUCCGGGUCCCGCUCCCGCUCCCGCUCCGCCUCGCCCCGACAAAACGGAAACGGCCAAAACCGCGGUAGCACCGAUCGCUCCCCUCGUAGCGGAGACUAAAAACAAUAGACUACGACACUCCCUAGGUUUAAUAUCUAAUUUUAAUUCAUUGACUUCGAUUAUAAGGUUCUUGGAGGAACUAGCAAGGCUUGUGCAUUUUCAGUUUUUCGAUUACGCCGCAAUAGAAUGUUCCUACUGAAUUUGUCUAUCAUUUAACAUUUAGGUUAAAUUUUCGAAGUCAAAUUUGUAAUAUAGGAUUUUAAAUGCACCAUAACUUGUUCAACUCACAUUUUGUGUGGUGUCAGUGUAUUUUUUAAUUCAUAUACCUACAUUUUUAUUAGAUUUCGUUAGCUCCAUGUCAUUUAAAAUAGGGUACCUACUUGGAUUGUGAAUUUAUUUAAGUUAAGCAAUUUCAUUACAAGCAUACUUUUGUAUGAUUUUAUAAUAAUAAUUACAGUACACAUAAGUCGACGACUUUUUAGAAGGCCAAUUUAAUGAUUAGACUUCAGACCUGGGCAAAAUUCUUUAGUACAUAUAAGUUGAUAAAAUUAUCGCUGAGACAACCCUAUGCAAUAGGUAAGAAUAUGUAUUUGUAAAUACGGAUUUUGUUACUUAUAACCAAAUAAAUAAUAAAGAUUUAUUAAA